Molecule: messenger RNA, 1093 nt
Organism: Rotaria sordida
Lineage: Eukaryota; Metazoa; Rotifera; Eurotatoria; Philodinida; Philodinidae
Source: the annotation of a GenBank genome assembly
UGACACUUAUGAAUUAUGUUAUCAUUUUGAAUUUCAUAUAUUACUUAUUCAACUUGCUCUAUUAACUGUUUCAUCAUUUAUGCAUUUAUAUUUUCUAUUUAAAGCAUUGAUUAUGAUUGUAACAGCAACUAUUUAUAUAUUCUAUUCACAUUAUUUUAAUUUUUAUUAUAUUAUUAGUAAUAGAUAUGAUUUAACAAGUAAUUUAUUACUUAUACAAACAACAUUUGAAAUAUUUUUUUUUAUUCUUUUAUUAAUUGGUCUUGAUCGACGAAUUGAAUAUAUGAGUCGAUUAGAUUUAUUAUGGACAAUUAAAUUUCAAAAUGAAAAACAUGAAGUAGAAACUGUGAGCACUAUUAGUCGACUUUUAUUAGAAAAUAUUCUACCUAAACAUGUGGCUGAAAUAAUUAUUAAAGAAAAUAUGAGUCAGGGUCUAUAUCAUGAAAGUUAUGAUAAUGUCGUUGUUAUGUUUGCAUCAAUACCUAAUUUUAAAGAAUUUUAUGUUCAAUCAGAUGCUAAUAAUGAUGGAUUAGAAUGUUUAAGAUUACUCAAUGAAAUUAUUGCAGAAUUUGAUAAAUUAUUAGAUAAGAAUAAAUUUAGUUGUGUAGAAAAAAUAAAAACUAUUGGUAAUAUAUAUAUGGCAGCUGCUGGUCUCAAUCCAGGUGCAGAACAUAGAAUGACAAGAGAACGAUAUAAUCAGAAUAUUGUUGCACUUGCUGAAUUUGCUUUUGCUAUGAUUGCAGUACUUGAAGGUAUUAAUCGAGAUUGUUUCAAUGAUUUCAAAUUACGUGUUGGCAUGUGUAACGGUCCUCUUGUUGCUGGUAUUGUUGGUGCCAAAAAACCUCAAUAUGAUAUUUGGGGAAAUACAGUUAAUGUUGCAUCACGUAUGGAUAGUACUGGUGUAGAUAGCUGUAUUCAUGUACCGGAAGAAACUCAAAAAGUUUUAUUUGAAAAUGGUUAUCCAUGUGAAUGUCGUGGACCAAUAUAUGUUAAAGGUAAAGGUAAUAUGACAACAUAUUUAGUACGACCACGUGGUUAUAUGAUGCCAACAUCAACUUCACAUGUUUCCUCAAAAUUCAAUGCAUCGAAUAAAUGA